Molecule: messenger RNA, 5015 nt
Organism: Pomacea canaliculata
Lineage: Eukaryota; Metazoa; Mollusca; Gastropoda; Architaenioglossa; Ampullariidae
Product: inter-alpha-trypsin inhibitor heavy chain H3-like
Exons: 17
Coding region: 1170-3878 (902 amino acids)
Source: RefSeq, a predicted model, not a curated record
GUCUAGCUGGGACGUAAGGAAAAAGCAGUUCAGAGAAAUAACCAGGACAGGUGCCAGCAAAGAAAUUGAAACACAGAUCUGAUUUUACCCUCCCCUACUCCUUCUCAGCCUACCCCUGACAUUACUUAAUGAGUCAUAUCUUAAGCUACAGAAGUAUACGAAGCUGCUAUUGUGAGGCAAAAAGGUGUUUCAGUUAACGAUUUCAAUCCUUAUUACAAGUCGAGCUAAUUGCAUAACGCUCUGGCACCUGUAAACAGCCGGCAAUGACACUCUAGCUGCAAAUAAUUAUUACUAGGAACGUUAAUGUUUGAUUUGUUCACCGACCAUUAGAAUUGUAUAAUCACAAGUAGGAUAUUUUCCAGAAUGUGAUUUAAUGCUGCAGUUCUCAACCCCUAGGGAUACGGGAAGGGUUGUCCAGGGGUACGCAGUGACAUAAAUAAGCACACACUGUCAUGAACCAGCCUUUAGAUAAUUAAAGGUGGGCAGCGGUCAGUGGAAGAGGCCAAUAAAGGGAGCCUUUCUGUCAGUUUUUAUGACUUGACUGAUGGAGACGAUCGAGGCCAAGGUUGGAGGGUAGGAUGUAGCAGUUUAGGGGUAAAGCGCGGUGGGCAGUAGUUUUUUUAGUGUUAGGUCAAUAGCUUCAGGGCCGGGUAGAUUUGGUGCAGAGGGGUCACAUGGUAGGUCAGUGUAUGGUUUAGGGUAGAUCUUUAGUAGGGGCCUUUUCCCAAUACACCAGCAGGGUGUGUCGUCUCAGAGCGCCGUACCAACUGUAGGCAGCAAGUCUGAGGGAGGCCGGUUCCACCUGAACGCGUAUCGCUACUUGCUGGUACCUGCAGUCUGGAACCGUGGAGAGUGAGGAGGAUGUCUCCGUCCUUGCAGACGACAAGAAGGGGACACACCGUCAGAACCAGCAACAGCAAAUCUGCCACCUGUGCCUGGGGCAACCGCCGGGGGUAGUGACUACUGUACUGGACGUGCGAAUAGGCGGGACGGAAAGUAAACAAGCGACCUUUCACGAGCUACACCGUGUAAACCAGGAUGCUACUGCAACCCAGACUGUGAGGGAAGCUACUCUCAACCUCGGUUAUAUAAGGAGAAUUGAGAAGGUGGCUGGUGUAGUGUGUGGAUCCACAUCCCUUCCCGCUGGACGCCUGGUCCAGUCUCGAGUCAUGGCGCCCUUUGCACGUUGGGUCUGUGCUCUGCUAGUGUUGCUGUGUCAGUACCAACCGACAUCGUCUCAGACCGUUCACAAGCUGGCCAUCAGGUCGGAUGUUCGAUUCCGCUUUGCCACAACGGAGGUCGAGUGUGUCAUGAGCAACGACAAGUCUUCGCCACACGAACUGAUGUUCGACUUCACACUGCCCAAGGGAGCUUUUAUCACCAACUUUUCUAUGACAAUCGAAGGUAAGGAGUACCCGGGACAGGUGAAGGAGAAGGGACAAGCCCGAGAACAGUACCUGACGGCGCUUACGAAAGGACACACUGGGGGUCUGGUGGAAGAGAGCACUCGUCACACCAACACGUUCGAUGUGUCCAUCAACAUCCAGGCUGGAGGAAAUGUGACCUUUACUCUCCUGUAUCAAGAGCUUCUGCGCAGGCGCUUUGGUUCUUACGAGCAUUUGGUGCACGUGAAUCCCAACACGGGAGCCAAGGACUUCAGCAUUGAGGUCUAUGUCCAAGAACUCACCGAGAUAAAGGAUGUCAAGACUCCGCCACUCCGCAAGGACAUUCUGAGCAACGCUGUCAGUGAAGGCCAAAAUGCUCUGACCAAAAUCAGUCAGCCUACCCCGACUGCUGCCCACGUCGUGUUCCACCCGACACAGAGCGAACUGAAAAACACUGGUUCUGGGUGGUUCGUUGUCCAGUAUGACGUAGCUUCGGCCAACACAGGUGAACUGCUGGUUGUCGACGGAUACUUUGUCCACUUCUUCGUGCCGCCUAGUGACCUGGCUCCCUUGCCCCUUGACAUUGUGUUCGUCCUUGACCGCAGUGGCUCGAUGAUUGGGCGACCCAUAGUGCAACUCAGAAAUGCGAUGACAAAUAUUCUUCGCGACGUCCGAGAGAUCGACAGGCUUAACAUUAUCAUCUUUAACGAUGAAGUAGAGAAUUGGCAGGACGGCUUAGUGGAGGCAACCAAGACCAACAUUAACAAGGCUGUCCAGUAUGUGAAUAAUAUCUGGGCAGUUGGAUGGACCAACAUACACGCAGCGUUCAUGCGGGGUCUGAGGUUACUGAAGGAAGCGCGCGCCGAGAAUCGCGUGCCAGUCCUCUUCUUCCUGACAGACGGGCGGGCCACCGCGGGCUGGACCUCGUCCAACCAGAUCAUUAAUGAUGUCACAUCCAACAACGAUGGCGUGGCGAACGUUUACUGCCUGGCAUUCGGCAGCAGUGCUGACUACGAGCUCAUGAAGCAGGUGUCCGCCAAAAACAAUGGUUUCGCACGCAAGGUGUAUCCCGCCGCGGACGCAGCCUUGCAGGUGACCGGCCUGUACACAGAAAUCUCCACCGUGAUCCUCCGUGAUAUGACCAUCACUUACUACGACAGCGGCAACACCGACAACAGCCUCGUGCGCAUCGACAACUCGUCCCUCACCACCUGCGUGUUCCCCACCAUGUUCGGCCAAGCGGACGCCGUCGUGGCUGGCCGCAUAGACAACCCCACUGCCAUUGACCUCAGUCAGGCCAUGGGCCUGACCCUGACAGUAUCAGGUCAAGGUGCAACAGGUCAGGUCAACCUCGUUCUCGACGAAAGCCUCGUCACCCAGCUGACGUUGAACACUAUAGGAGAGAACCGUUUCUGGAGCGUGCCGCGCGACCUGGCAGACAUGACGGAGCGGUCGUGGGCGUAUCUGACCAUCAAGCAGCUGCUGCAGCAGAAGGAGGCCUUCAAGACAAACGAGACCCUCGUGAAAGAGUUGGACACCAAAAUACUGGAGCUGUCUCUCCAGUAUCACUUUGUGACUCCGCUUACCUCAAUGGUUGUGACGAGGCCCGAGGAUGCUGACAAGAAAGCCGACGAUAACGCGCCGAGUGCUGCGUCCUUUGCAGACACCGACGAGAGAAAUGCCGACUCUCCAGGUUUAAUGAGGACAUCCAGCGUGAGGCAGCAUUAUCAGUACAUGGGUCCACAUCGUGUAGCUCUACAAAACUCACCCUGGAGACCACACAGACCAAGAUACGCAUCAAUGUUACCACUAAUGGGUUACUUCGGACCAGUAUUCCCAGAUCAAAACCACAUGGACGUGGGGAGGCGAGGAAUGCCGAAUAAGGACCGUCGAGGACCGAAGAGUCAAAAGAAGCUCUGCAAAAGCAAUAGCAGAGUCAUCUUGCAAGCUGCCCUGCUGAGUGAUUCCUCUUCUGACCCGAAAAUCUGCUUUGAACUGCAUCCGAAGGCUGACAUUAACUACACUUUGUUCGAAUAUACCACAGAGAAUUUCAGAAUAGUGACGGGUCAGAAGGACAAGCAGAUGAGUUUUCUUGCCAUUUAUCGAGGCGCAGAGAAUGUAAACAUCUCUGUGAACGAUGAUGGAAAUCUCGAUGUCCUCCAUGACCCUUCUGGUAGCUCAACUCUUUUCAACGACCUGUCGAAGGCGCCGAACACUUUGGACCUUCAAGUCGGCGCCUUUCAUGUCUCAGUCUUGGUCGCGAAGACUAAAUGCUCGACCACGUUCCUGGCGGUCAAAGUUCGCACCACCAGUAAUCUUGCGCACGCGAGGAGACUCCAUGGUGGUGUGCUAGGUGACGCAAUGGUUGGUAACGACCAAAAGUCCAAAAAGAAUGGCAAAGUCGCCCAGCAAUGUGCACAACUCUUCAAGACCACGAAUCACAAUUCUCGUCGUCUUGGAGACAGAGAGCUCACGAAGCGUUAUCGCAUUUAGCAAACUGCAUUCUGGGAACACUUUCUUACUUACUCCCAUCCCCCUGUCUCCAGAAGGUGCCUAAUGAGCAAGCCAGGAACACUGACCGUCAAAACAUUGGAUAUAAUCUGGAUUGUCAAGGAAAAAAAAUAAGUGGAAGAAAACAAUCAAAUUAUCCUCCUCAUACCGAUAAUCUACUAUGUCUAUGAUGGCAGUUAUCUGUUUGUAGACAUUGUUUGUAUGUACAUAACGCCUAAGAGGUUGUCCCUCUUCUUGCUCAACCCAGAGACUUGGUAGUUGGUAGACACUACCAGUUCCUAAGUUUGGUAGUCAUCCUUAAAGGUAUUAGCCUACUUCAGUAGGUGUUGACAAUAUUGUGUACAGCAUAGGGCUUCAUAUAGCAGCUAGAGGGAGACUACUUCUACAGCACCUUGAAAAGCGCUUCGAUGACAUGAACGAGACCCUCUUCAAUGUUGAAUCUUCGCAUCACGUGCCGAAGCCCCUCGUGCAAGAACUUCUCACCUCUCCUUGUAUAAUUCUACUAAUCUCUUCUUAGAAGCUGUUGGUGGAUUUAAGAUGUAUAGAAUUCACAUCAGGGUAUGGUGUGCUUGACCAGUGUCGGUCCGAAUAUUAACAUGCAAGGUGUGGAGUGACAAUGAAAUACUUUGCAUACUUUUCUCCUUGUAUCCUCGUAUCUGUCAAACAGAUUUGUCAAGUUAAACCUGACCAAAGUUUUCUCAAACUAGAAUAUGUCCUUCGUGUUCUUUAACACAUACACGUUCUGGAACUUCGAUUUCAUACAAAGUUGUUAUACUAUGAUCACCUUUGUGAAAAACUUGCAUUUAUGUUUUUACUAAGCAUAAGUGUUUGGUAUCUAAAUAUAUCUUUUUGUGAUUAUUUCCAUCGCACGUACAGUUUAAUUUUUUUAGGUCACGAAUAACAUGUGCAGACAUGCUUAAGGGCAAGCCCCUAUUUUACAGUUAAACUAUUUACCAUGUCAACAUAAAGAAGGCAGUGCAGAGUUAGAUAAUAAGGAUCCAUGGGAAAAAAAGAUGGUUUACACUUUGAUGAUCUCGGAAUGUUUCAUUUGCACAUACAGUACAUUAAUGUGUGUAUAUGUUUUCUCAUUUUAUGACUUAAAAUACUUUUUAAAAGUUG